GAACUACCCACAUUCUGAACAUCUUUUCUUGCCAUCAAUCCCAAUACUCGUGAAUCCUAACCCCACCACUUUUUAGUUGAGCUUGAGCUAGAGAUUACAACACAAUGGCAUCGCACCCCCCAGGCGCAUGUUGCACGAUUGGUGUAAAGCACGAAGGGUCUGCAGUAGGAGAAGUUAAGAAAAUCAAUGACUUCCGCGUAUACUUCUCCUACCCCAAAGACAAAAGCACACACAAUGCGAUCCUCCUCAUGACGGACGUGAUUGGCAUGGAUUUCAUCAACGUACAACUCAUCGCCGACCAAUUCGCCGCCAACGGCUAUUUCGUCGUCAUGCCUGAUCUCUUCAACGGUGACACGGUCAAGCUCAAUCCCCCAGAAGGCUUCCAAAUCUUUGAGUGGCUAAAGAGCCAUCUCGCUCCAACCGUCGACCCGAUUCUCGAGGCGACGUUGAAGGAGAUGCGGGGGUCGUUGGGGUGCAAGAAGAUCGGAGGCGUGGGGUAUUGCUUUGGGGGCAAGUAUGUGUGCAGGUUUUUGAAAGAAGGGAAGUUGGACGCAGGGUAUACGGCGCAUCCAAGUUUCGUGGAUAAGGAGGAGUUAGAAGGGUGUGAGGGGCCGUUGAGUAUUGCUGCUGCUGAAACCGACCAGGUUUUCCCAGCCGCCAAACGCCGCGAAACCGAAGACAUCCUGCUCAACAUGAAGAUUCCAUAUCAAAUCAACCUCUUCUCUGAUGUCGUCCACGGCUUCGCUGUCAAGGCUGACCUCAGUAAUCGUCGCAUCAAAUUCGCCAAAGAACAAGCAUUCCUCCAAGCUGUGCAUUGGUUUGACGAGUACGUGAAAGGUAGUGCGUAAGUCUGAAUCAUCUCAUCCUUCUCACUGCAUGGGAGGCAGUGGACUGGAAAGCAUGGGAGUGCGGGAAUGAUGGUGCUUCAGAGUCUUUCAUUUCUCUGUCCUAAAAUAUAGGCAUCGAUGUCGAUUUCAAAGUUGAUGCCGAUGAUGGAGGGAGUGGAAGGGGCGGAAUGUUGAAUUUGAUCAGCCCGGAGAUAAUACAGAUUCUGAGAUAUAGGAGAUAGAAUGUCAUUAAGAGC
Molecule: messenger RNA, 1084 nt
Organism: Lindgomyces ingoldianus
Lineage: Eukaryota; Fungi; Ascomycota; Dothideomycetes; Pleosporales; Lindgomycetaceae
Product: alpha/beta-hydrolase
Exons: 4
Coding region: 105-848 (247 amino acids)
Molecular function (GO): hydrolase activity
Source: RefSeq, a predicted model, not a curated record